Pseudonaja textilis is the source of this 2123-nucleotide messenger RNA. The record is from RefSeq and is a predicted model, not a curated record. Lineage: Eukaryota; Metazoa; Chordata; Lepidosauria; Squamata; Elapidae.
GACACUUCCGCGCUUUGUUGCGGCGGCGAGGACGGUUGCCAUGGUGCCCAGCAAAUGCAGGCCCGUCGGGGUGGGGAGGCCGGGCCACACCGUCUCGGCCAACAAUUACGGAGUUCAGCUAGUUCUCCAAAGUACAUCAGCGGCAGAAAGAACCAGAGCUCUGGAAUUUAGAUUGCACAAAGAACAGCCUUAUCUCCACAACCGGUUCUUGCAGCAUGACCUUGAAAAAACCCAUCCUGGAAAACUAGCAGAUGGAAGAUUAAGUCCUUUGUCACGGAGCAAAAAAGCCUGCAUUCCCAUUGCAGCUAAUUUUGUCGAUACCCCUAGCCUGGAAGUGAAAUACGGCCAGGGGUCUCUCUCAGUCUCUGGAGACGGUUCGUUUCCAAAUCCUUUGAAGUACCGAGUUCAACAGGGCUGCCACAACGUCAGCGCAAAUGGCCCAGAUAAUAAUACUUAUGGGAUCACGGGAUUUCCUUUGGUGUACCGCUCGGCAGAAGAGAAAAUCCAGCUUUCGGACCGGAUGACCCUCGAAAGGCAGAAGCUGACCGUUUGCCCCAUCAUCAACGGAGAAGAGCACCUCCGUCUCUUAAGCUUCCAGCACAACUUCAUCACUCGAAUCCAGAACAUCUCCAAGUUGCAGCGCCUGAUUUUCUUAGACUUGUACGACAACCAGAUAGAAGAAAUCAGCGGCCUUUCCACCUUGAGAUGUCUCCGGGUUCUUUCGCUGGGAAAUAACAGAAUCAGGAGAAUUUCGAACCUGGAUAAUCUUGUGAACCUCGAUGUCUUGGAUCUUCAUGGCAAUCAGAUAUCUGUCAUAGAAAAUCUCAGUCACUUAAAGGAGCUCCGAAUGUUGAACCUUGCCCGAAAUGGCUUGACCCGCGCCGAGAACCUCCGUGGGCUGGAUUCGUUGCUGGAACUCAACCUGCGCUACAACAAGAUCAGAUUGGUGAAAGAUGUGGACAGCCUGCCCAGCCUGCAGCGCCUCUUCCUCAGCUUCAACAACAUCUCUUGCGUGGAAGACAUCCUCUGCCUGGCAGACUCGGCGUCCAUUUCCGAACUCACCCUAGAUGGCAACCCCAUAGCGCAGGAGGCAUGGUACAAGCCGACCGUUCUCCACCAUAUGAUGCAGCUCCGACAGCUGGAUAUGAAAAAAAUCACAGAAGAGGAGCGGCGCCUGGCAUCCGUUGCCCUAAGAAAAGAGGAAGAGAAGAGGCGUGAGAGUCACAGGCAGACCUUGUUGAAGGAGAAGAAACGCUUAACCAUCUCCAACAUCGCCCAUCACUGGGAAGUCCAGCAGAACCGCCUCGUCCUGAAGCUCUCGAACCCAGAGCAUCGCCCGGGCGAGGAGCCCUGCCAGAACAACAGGAAGGCGGCGGCGGCUGGCGAAUUUCCCGAGGAAGAGGGCAGGCGGCAUGAAGUUGGUGCUCCGUUGUCGGUUCCCUUCCCACUCGUGUCCCUUCGCCACGCUUCUUCCGUGCAGGAGCUGAAGGAGAAGAAGACCUUCUGCCAGGGCUACAUCCAGCAGCUGGUGAAGGAAGCCGCCGAGAUCCACCUGAAAGACGAGUCCUUGCAGAAGCUCUGGCCUCAGAUGUUCGUGGAGCUGGUCCGGGACGCGGUGAUUGAGAUGCACCACCAGGAUUCCCACCGGAGGCACUGCCUGCAGCGCCUGGCUGAGGAAAAGCUCUGACCCUCCCCCCCCCCCCGAGUUCCCUUCCCCUCUCAGUAUUCUGGGGUGGGGUCUGUUUGUUUUUUGGGUUCCCCCAAAGGCCCUGGAAAGGUCUCCAUCGUUGCCAGAGGCACUGCCGAAAGCCUUGCCUCGAAAAAAGCCCCGUUUUCCUAGCAAAAGACUCUCUUCCCCUACUUUUCCACGGGAGGGCUUGUAUUUUUAUUUUCCUUUCCCCACAUUCUAACGUGUACACGAGCCCUGGGGAUCUCGGCAGACCCCACAGAUUUUUAACUUAAUUUAUUUUUUUUCGCUGAGGCCAAAGGAUCCUCAUCUUCUUGCACUUUUUUCCUUCUUCUUGUUGUUGUUGUUGCUGGUUUUAUAACUCCGUGCAUGUUCAAGCACUACUUGGAAAGAAAUGAGACCUUGGAGUUCAAUCCUGUACGUUUUAUUAUUCCUU